AUGGAUGCGCCUGCAGAUGGUGCCCAACCCAAGGAAUGGCUGAGCAAUGGAGCCCACGAGGAGUCUGCGCAGACAUCCUGGCUGCAUCGCCUGGACAUCACAAGACUGCCCUGGAUCCUUCCGACACUCUGUUGCCUUCUGUACCUUCCCUGCGUGACCUACAGCGAGUGGUAUAUUGAUGAGCUCUUCGCGGUGCUUCGAAAUGAAGAUGCGAGGGGAGAGACGCCGCUCUCACAGGUCUUUACCAACGACUUCUGGGGCAACCCUUUAUGGGGCAAAAGCUGGACGCACAAGUCUUACCGGCCAUUGGCAGUCCUGUCCUUCUCAUGGCAGUUCAGCUGGCUUGGCGAGGACCUGUUUCGACCGCAGCCUCUCCGUACCUUCAACGCCGCUCUUCACUUGGCCAACUCGCUUCUCGUUCUGGCCCUUUUGCGCGAACUGGAUCUCCAUCGGCGGUGGAGCUGCAUGGCCGCUGCACUCUUUGCGGCACAUCCCGUCCAUGUGGAGAACAUCGUGUACCUCGUGGGUCGUGCAGAUGCUCUUGCCACUUUUGGAUGGCUUCUGGCUGCCAUUGCCCAGAUCCGCGCGAGACGCGCGUGGCAGGCUUCCGAGAAGCCACCGCGCUUGGCCUGCGCGCUGCUGGUCAUGCUUUGCGGCCUCUUGGCCACAGUGUCCUGCCUCUGCAAGGAGAUGGGAAUUACGCUCCUGGUGUUCACCGCCGGACUGGAGCUAGUUAGUUGCAAACCCCGCCAGCGAUGCCUGGCCACAGGCGCGCUGCCUUUGGCCGUUGCCUCACUGCUUCUCUUUGCCGUCUUGGCCUCCCUCCGCUUCAUGAUGACGCAGGGCUCAAGCGCUGCCUUCGGCUUCGUGGAUACCCCUGUUCAAUAUCACGACAACUGGCAGGUGCGAGCUUGGAGCUACCUCUUCCAGCACUCUUACUACGGCAAGCUGCUGGUUCUUCCUGGCGCUCUGUCCUGGGAUUACUCCUUCGACGCGAUCCCUCUGCUCCGUGCCACAUGGCGCGACGUGCGUUCACUGGGCGUCUUGACUGCCUACCUUACGCUGUUGGCGAUGAUCAGCCGCAGCUUAUCAGCCGGCGGUCAACGUCGAUUGUUGCUAGGCUUGCAAGUCAUCGUCAUUCCCUUUGUGCCCGCUUCCAACCUGUUCUUCAAGGUUGGCGUGACGGUUGGCGAACGGCUGCUCUAUCCAUGCACCGUCGGGGCUGCAAUGGUGGCUGCGGCCCUGGGGCAGCACCUAGGGCGCCGCCGUUCCUGGCCUUUCCGAUUAGCCACUGCGCUGCUGGCUGUCUACGUCUGGCGCUGUGGACAGCGUGUGUGGCAGUGGCGAUCGUCAGAGGCACUGUACAUGGCGGAUGCUCUGUCCUGGCCGACAUCAGUAAAAACCCGGCACCAGCUUGGGACGGUCUUCCAUCAGCAGGGACAAAGCGAAGAAGCUUUGCGCGAGUUCAAUGCUUCGCUGAUGAUUCUGGAUGACAACGCGCUGACAGACCACUGCAUAGCGCAGGUCUACAUCGAAACGGGCCGCUACCAUCUCGCUUUGGAGCGCUUCGAGAAGAUUCUGCGUGGGCAUGGAGUGGGAUUCUCUGCGUUUAAUCUCUGGAUGUUGUAUGUGGACUAUGGCUUUACGCUGGUUGCCUUGGGCAAGUUCCAAGAGGCCAUCCAGCCUCUGGAGUACGGUCUCUCCAGGAAUGCUGCAGUCCCGCACGGACAGAAUGCUUUGGGUUACGCCUACGCGCAGCUCAACCAGUUGCAGGAAGCGCAAGAGGUCCUUGCACGAGGUCUGGAGUACGAUCCCGACAACCCCGUGAUUUGGUCGAAUCUGGCCGUCGUGUGGAUGGUGGCUGGUGCCUUCCAACAGGCGGCCCAGGGUCUCGAGAAAGCUCUAACCAUGGAGCCAAACAACCCGGUCACCAUUCACAAUGCCAUGCUGCUGAAAGGUGUUUCGGAGACUGGGCAACUGACGCAGCAGCCGCGGCUCGACCUGUUCUUCUCGAAAAAUUGA
Molecule: messenger RNA, 2022 nt
Organism: Symbiodinium sp. CCMP2456
Lineage: Eukaryota; Dinophyceae; Suessiales; Symbiodiniaceae
Source: the annotation of a GenBank genome assembly